Camellia sinensis is the source of this 1019-nucleotide messenger RNA. The record is from RefSeq and is a predicted model, not a curated record. Lineage: Eukaryota; Viridiplantae; Streptophyta; Magnoliopsida; Ericales; Theaceae.
CCACCACCUUCACCCCGUUCCUUCCACCACCACAACCACCCCAUCAUUAAUAUAAUUAUUAAUAGUUUUUCCUUUAUUUGAAUUUUCAUAGCAUUUUUCAUUGUGCAACUAUAAAUACAUGUCUCCCUCAACCUUAAAUUCAUCCCAUAGUACACCUCUCUUCUAUCCACACACUUUAUUCCAAAAUGGUAUCAUUCAAUUUCAAAACCUACUUACUGACAAUCAUUCUGGCCGGAAUUCUCGCCGGUUCCAACGGUGCUUCGGUCUCUAAUAUUGUGACACAGUCCUUUUUCAAUGGGAUAAUCAAACAAGCUUCUGCUGGAUGUGCAGGGAAAAGCUUCUACACCAGGUCUGCGUUUCUUAAAGCCACCGGUUCCUACCCUUCAUUCGGCACUACUGGAACUACUGACGAUUCUAAGCGCGAAAUUGCUGCUUUCUUUGCACAUGCCACGCAUGAGACUGGACAUUUUUGCUAUAUUGAAGAGAUAAAUGGUGCCUCUAGGAACUACUGUGACAGUUCAAAUACCCAGUACCGAUGUGCACCAAACAAGAAAUACUAUGGAAGAGGUCCUCUUCAGCUGUCAUGGAACUACAACUAUGGUCCUGCAGGCAGAAGCAUUGGGUUCGAUGGACUAAACAACCCCGAAAUUGUGGCAAAAGACCCAGUUGUGUCAUUCAAGACAGCCUUGUGGUUUUGGAUGAACAAUGUUCACUCUAAAAUGAAUUCUGGAUUUGGUGCAACAAUUCGUGCCAUCAACGGUAACCUUGAGUGCAAUGGUAAAGACUCGAAUUCAGUCAGUGCUCGUGUUAAGUACUACACUGACUAUUGCAAACAGUUUGGCGUUUCUCCUGGUAAUAAUCUCCGCUGCUAGGAUGCUAACAAAAAUUAGCAGACAUGGAAGCUUGCUCUUCAGUACCUUGUAAUAAAUUUGGCAUACAUGGAAGAAAAAUAAAUUGUAGUAAUGCUUCUGCAAUGAAUAAAAAGAGCUCUAGGUACAUGUUUGGUCCUAAUAUAAAAA